Messenger RNA from Aaosphaeria arxii CBS 175.79, 2372 nucleotides. RefSeq lists its product as uncharacterized. The record is from RefSeq and is a predicted model, not a curated record. Bases 116 to 2143 code for a protein of 675 amino acids. NCBI's taxonomy places the organism in Eukaryota, Fungi, Ascomycota, Dothideomycetes, Pleosporales. The transcript is spliced from 3 exons.
CUUUACUUUACCUUCACUCAUAAAUCCUCGGCUUCUCCACGUAUACAUCUCAACUUCGCAUGAAUUACAACCGGUAUAAAUCACUCACAUGAAUCUUGUGACCUAAUAUAUCGAUAUGCGCCUCCGCCUCUCGGUGCAGCGGAAUCGCCUGCCUCAAACCCAAGCGCUCUGGACCGUCCCCGAAGCCAACAAGUCGCCUGCUUAUACCAUCGCGCGGCUACUGGAAGAUGUGAAUCUGAUUUUCCCACUCGAAGGCGAUCACUGGGGUCUGGAUGAUUAUGCUGUAGAAGUUGGCGGAUUCGAAUGUCUUCACUUCUCACCUGUCGCGCAUACUCUCAGAGAUGACGACAUAGUCUGUAUCCGCCCGUUGAUGACAACAGAAGUACGCGAGAGGUCCCUCGGUGGCCGCAACCAGAUCUCUGAGGGCGGACAACACCUCUUGGAUGGUAUACCCUUCGGUCGACCUUACCUACGGGACCCCAACCGACCGCCCAUUCGCAUACCACCUCCAAGGCAAGCACGCCUAGUCGAGAUUACCGAUAACGCAAUGGAAGAGCAUCAGAGUGUGGGGAAUGUUGGUCUCAUCAUGGCUCACGGAGAAAGUCCCAGCGAUCAUUCCGCGAAGGAUCUGCAGAAUCGUGGUGAGAGUAAAGGAACCCACAAGGCCGUUCGGUUCGAAGACUUGCCGGUGGACCAGCUAGGAAGUGAAGAGUCCGAUGACGAGGACUUCGCACCGGAGGACGACCUUGAUGUGUCUAUGGACGACCUUGAGAGUGGUUCUGAUGGUGCAUCCGGCGAUGAAUCCUCCGCUGACUCUGACCCCAGCGGCUCCGGCAGUCAUUCCAGCAGUGAUUCUGACAGCGAGAGUGGGGGAGAUGAAGGGCCCGAGGAGAGGUCGACCAAAGUCAAACCAUAUGGGCCGCCUGGCUCGGGGUCCAAAUCAACCUGGAAUCGAAACCAGAGACGUAAGGAGCAAGCGAGGCUCCAAAAAUUGAAGGAGCAGGGCGUUUUGGAUGCUGAUGCUGGCUUCAAAGAAUUGAGAGCACUGUCACCAGCCACUAGGACAAGAGCGCUCACUAACAACAACCACUCUACCACACCCAGCAAAACAACAGUCGGAAUGUCUUCUCAGAAGCGUAAACGUGACGACCAAGAGGACGAAGAUUCAUCCCUUGAGCGCCGCAGGAUCGAGAUGCUAGCCAAGAUUGAUGAGCUGCAAGCACCAGCUACACCUGUGGACUCUUCAACACCCCCGUCAGCUUCGAAACGAUUGAGGCCGGACGUUUCUGCGUUUAAGCGGAUAAUUUCCCACCAGGCUCAGCCGCUUCAUAAACGAGCACCCAAAUCUAAGGCGGCUGACGAGCAACCCUCGAAGCCUUUGAAUACUGACCCUGAUCUCUGGAAAUCAAAACUCAAACUCUCAGCGUUCGAGUGUUGGGAGGAAGAGUAUGAGCUCAGUGCUCCGCCGUUCCCAUUCAAACAGCAUUGGGAUCCGGCGUCCAAGCUCAUGCGCCAGAAGGCUGCCCAAGAGAAGCAAAAGUGGCAGAAGAAGAGAGAUAAGAAGAAUGUCUCGAACAAGAACAAUGAUCCUGACUGGAGCAACGCUCCAAAUCAAGGUUACUCACCCAUCGAGCAGCACCAAGAGGGCGAAGAGAGCAUUGUGCUUGACUAUGGAGAUGCUCUGGAUAGCAAGACAGAUGCAGAUGUCAUGAAAGAGGUGGAUGCGCAGAUUGUGCAGGAUGUCGCCACAUCUGUGCAAGAGGAUUUGCCCCCGAUUCCCGACGAUGUUGCUUCACUUCCCAGUUUGUCCCAAGACGACAUCCGAAUCGGAACGGUUAUUGUCUUCAAGGUCUGCGAAAUCAACAUGAAGACCAUCCAGCCUGAAUUCAGUGACUUCAAGACGGCAAUCGUAGAAGAAGAAGGAGACUCAGGCAAUGGGGCUGGGACGAUUGGCUUGCGUCUUGCUCAGCGGGAUUUGCCCAGGCGUGAGAAGGAAGUCGACAAAAAGGGCGGCCGUGUCUACUCGCUCGCAGACCACUUCGGAAUAAAUGGUAACGACGAUGAGGACGUUGACGUCGGACUUGUGCAUCACCAUUUUCACGAGCUUUUGGAGGCCAAGCUGCUGAAGAAAGCUGCCGAGUAGGGCUCCCGAACACGGAUUUCACUGUACUAUAUAUUUCGAAGAUGAAGAGAGAUGUCGACCACAGUUUUUGUUCUACUCGAGCAGUACUAGUCGAGGCAUACAAUCGAUGUAAUGACUACUGAGAGUCGAUCAUGGGCGACACUUGUUUCUCUUGUGUAUUUCCAAUGAUGAGGUAGAUAUGAAUACUAUUCAAUGCGAGGUAGCAGAGUAUGUAUACCUCAGUUUACUG